This is a messenger RNA of Uncinocarpus reesii 1704, 4107 nucleotides long. RefSeq lists its product as uncharacterized. The transcript is spliced from 3 exons. The coding region runs from base 1 to 4107 and encodes 1368 amino acids. The record is from RefSeq and is a predicted model, not a curated record. NCBI's taxonomy places the organism in Eukaryota, Fungi, Ascomycota, Eurotiomycetes, Onygenales, Onygenaceae.
AUGUCCAAGGCUAUGACGAUUUGUCUGGAAUUGCUGCUGACCUCCCCCAAAGCCCGCCCGGGUAGUUUCACUCAGCGCCUCACCCCAAGAUCACGGGAAGACCUUCUCGAGUUCCUGACCCGUGUUAGAACGGAUUCGGACUUUUUGUUUCAGUGUAUCGCGAGUUUAACCCCGGCUCAGCUUUCAGGCCUGAUUUCUCCUGCUCAUGCCGUGGAUGCCGGUGAGGUUUACUCUCCGCUUAGUUCUCGCAACAAGCCACCCUCACUUUUCACAAGGCGAACAACUUCUCACUCCAAUGUUUUCAAGGAACAUGCUUUUGCAUUUGAGCGUACCGAUCCGCUUUCUGCUCUGUUAUUCAAUGUUUUUUCAGCACCUAUGGCUUCGAAUUCCCCCGAUGCCCGGCUUCGUUUGGACGUGUGGUCGUCAGCUUGUGCCAAGUUAAUAUCCCAUGGCGGGCCCGGCUAUUACCCCUUUAUUGGUCAAAUUCUGUCCAUAUGGUCCAGUGCCACUGCGUGGAAGGUAAAGCCAAAACUUGAGGUUUACUUGAUGGACGUUCUCCAAAAGGGUGCCUUCCUGCUUGAGUACCCAGAUGGCCGUAGAUUGGGCCUGGAUACUGAUGGAUUUGAUCCUUUGAGAACCGAUGUUGCUGAGCAAUUCUUUCAAUCUGCUGUGCAUGACUUGUUUGCCGUACUUGACGAUUCCGAUGCGGGUUUCCCUGAGGGUGCCAUCGAACUUGGAAAUGCUAUCAUUGAGAAACUAGGUACCGCUGAAACUCACAAAAGAUUUCUGGAUUUUAUAUUUUCUCAAUGGUUUUUCCGCAAAUUUCUCCCUACUGCUAUCUCCUACCCCGAGACACACGGACUACUCCUCGAUUUCCAUAUUACCAAGGAUGCGCGGGACAGGCUUUUGAGUCAAAUUUCACAUAGAGCCCAACUCUAUGCUUCUCGCACCUUGCACCACCCGCCCGAAGCUGCUCUUACACCGCCCCUAAUCAGACUCCAUGUAGAAAAUAUGUUAUCACAUUUCAAGCAAUCAUCUCCUAGACGUUACAGCGAUACAAUGCCUUCACCUCUUCCUUCGGACGGCACAUCCGUAUGUGAUGUGUCUGAAAAUUUCCUUUCCUUAUCCACAACAGAUAUUACCACGGUUUUAGACGCCCUUUUCCCCAAAUCGGGGUCCUUUUUGAAUUCACCGGAUCCUUUCCAAAAUCUGUCUAGCUCCUCGUCUCCGCUCAUCGGACACGGUAUUCGAAACGACGGUCGACCGUUCGAGACGAGUCUCUUUCAAGCAAGGAUUGACCCCUUUCCAACUCGGCCCACGGUCGCUAAAACUGUCAUCACCGCAGAAAUGAGCUUCCAGAAUUCUCCGAAAUCAUAUUCUGUACCGCCCAGCAGCACUGUAAGCCCUGUUUCCCCGCAAGAGUCCUUUUCUCGCAGCGCCGAUCGUAUUCGCUAUGAAAUCUCUGAGAUAAAUGAGUCCGAGGACCGUCAUUCUCUGGGUAGUCCGACUAGCGAAGAUUGGGCUAUUAUUUCCAUUUCUAGGGAUGGACGCAAGUUGUCAUUUCGAUUGGACGAGGAAAAUCCACCGUUAAUGGAAAGAAGCUCGGGUGAUUGGACCGGACUAUCAAGAGAAGAUCGUGAUGCCCUUAACUCUGCGGUAAUAAAGCUCACUGAUGAGUUUGAGCACACAUUCAGCUUGGUUGAGACAAACGAAUGUUUGAAUGCGCGUGCCCGUGUCGAAGAACCAUCCUAUCUACGGCGCCGAUUUAUGGACAAUAUGGUGAAUUGUCAACGCCAGUCCAAUUUUACAACUUCCCACUACUGGUGGAACGCUGCCCGCUUACUCCGAAUUGCCAGCAACGGGAAUCCAACUCGUGUUACCGACGAUAGAAUUCUUGGUCCCAUGUAUUUGACAGCGAAAGUUUCCACAGACUUUGACAGCUCAAUCAUCAGUCGAUGCUCCCCGAAAGCUAUUCGAUUGAAGCAUACUCUGAAGCAUCUCCAGACCCAAGUCAAGACGUCUAUGAGCGGCCUGGCAAAAUUAAGGAACAAAAUGUGGUAUAUGACCGAUGUGAGGAAUUCAUUGCGUUAUGAGGAUGCCAGGAACGUCGCUCUCGCUCUGAAGUCAAUGGCAGGUUUCCAAACUCCAUCAGCUGUUCCUGAGCCUAAAUCGAAAUUUGGCUCACGUUCGCUCGGCGGCUCUUUUCUUCAAAAACCGGAAAUCCAGGUCAUGAACGUCAUGAAAGCUUCUGGCAGCCAAGGAGGGCCUAUGAAAUUAUCGGAUGAACAAGUGGAUAUCACGAGGAAAUUUCUUCAUCGGUCUGGAAUCGACAAUUUCUGUAGAGGAGAAGAGAGAAUACACCGGUUUUGCUACGAAGUGAAAACAAGCGUUAGCAAGCUCGUCGGGGAGUCGAUGACUGAUAGCCCCGUUCUAUGGUCGAGCGAAUUGUACCAAAAGGAGCGGUCGAUGUUCGAGGCGCCUGGCACCCGCCCUCUCACGGCCCUUAGCGCCGGAACAGGCAUUCGCCCAUCGAGCAUUGCUAGUGAGGAUAGUUUAUAUCCUUUCCCCUCUCAGCCACUUGGUGGCCGAAACCUGGACUCGCUUUUCCGCUCGCCGACAGAUAUCCCAUCGCUUGUGCACAAAUCAUCGUUUCAGAGCCUCAGCUCAGAGAGAUGGAAGGGCAGAGAUGCUAGCGCUGACACAUCGUCGGUUGGAGACUCUCCCGGUCGAGCUGCAUCGACUGUCGAAUCCUACCAACCAUUCUGGUCCCCCAUCCACACACAAGCCCAAUCCACGACAAGCAUAUCUAGUUUCCAGUCCCGUCCGGCAUCAAUGGUCAGCGAUGUUUUGACCACGCGAAGACUCGAACGUAGUCCUCCUGGUAAAGCGGCAUUCCUGGAUGAGUUGAAACAAACUUUAACCAGUCUUCUGCUGAGCGAUCUUGGGUCUCCCGUCUGGAGCUGCGGAAGCGAAACUGAUGCCUGGUUUUCGGAUUAUCUGAACCAACCACGCGUUCGAGUCCAGAUGUCCAAACAGGAAAGACUAGAUCGAUUUUUGGCCGAACUAGCGACACCUUCAGCCAUUCACGCCCUGGAUGACCGGCCUGGAAGAAAGCUACGACGCACUCAUUCAGCAGUUGCUUUGUCCUCGAAAUACAGCGAAAGCAAAGGAUCGUCAGAGUCCAAUGAUCCUAGCAUCACGAAGGGGACCCAAGAUUUUGAAUACGAGCAAGCGUUCCAGCAGCUGAUGGAUGGAUUUUCGCGACCCGCAAACCCCUUCACAAAACUAAAGGCAUUGAACGACCUCCGCAGUCUUGUAAUCGCCUCGUUGACAUCUCCUGGCACGAGCGUUGAGGCUUCUCAUGGUCAAUUAGAUGCACGAGUUAGAGGUGCACAAGGAGGACGAGAGCAUCAGAGGAAUAGUAUAUCUGAGGGGUCUAAACCACCAAAUAUAGCCGAUGACCAAACCCCAACGCCAUCGUCCCCGGGGUUGAAUGGAAUUUCAAGUGGAUCUUCGAUAAACUCAGGACCCAGUGACAACCAGAUCAUUCGCGCUCUACGGGACCUUAUCCAGAAAUUUCAGCCAAAAACACUGUUCCGAGAUUUACAGUUCAUUGCCGCUUUCGUCCCGUCGGAGGUGCUGAACAAAGUUGAUGCCGGAACUGCUUUUUUGCAAUUUGGGCUGGCCGCUUUCGAGUUGAAGGAUGAUCUGUGCCAUAGCAUGGUUGAAAUUGCAGAUAAGAUUGUCUCGCAAGAAUUGAACCAACGACAACGACACUCGCCUUUCUCCCCUAGAUUUGGCAACGGUAUCGAAGAUGCAGCUCGAAUGUGGAUUAUCACCGCUCGGGAGGGUAAUGCUGUCGCGCAGCGAGAGCUCGCGAUCUUGUAUCUCACUCAUCCAGAGAUACUCCCGCGGGUGACGCUUCCGCUCACAAUGCCUCGAGAUACCUUCAAGGCCGAAAUGAUGUAUCGGCGAGACCUUGACUCGAAAUCUGAUCCUCAAAGCAUGUGCCUUGCACUGCAUUGGAUGCAACUGUCAGCCGCUGGCGGUGACGAGCUGGCGCAAAACAGGCUGCGCGAGCGAGAAGAAUUCGAGUCAUUUGUGUAA